This is a messenger RNA of Striga asiatica, 947 nucleotides long. Lineage: Eukaryota; Viridiplantae; Streptophyta; Magnoliopsida; Lamiales; Orobanchaceae. The record is from the annotation of a GenBank genome assembly.
AUUUCGAAAGAGGCCAAAACGAAAAAUCACUAAAGCAGAGUUGCAGCUCAGUCUACUCUUCGUCUAAAAUCGAAUCCAAUUGAAAAUUAGGGUUUUUACUGUGUCCCAACUCUGCGAAGUUUCUGGUUUCUUCCUUAGCUCUACGCAAAUUCAGAAUUUCGCACACGAAUUCAGGUUGAAGUCAGAUAAAGUGCUCCGACAUGGCUCAACCCAGCAACACAGCUGCUGGAGUUGAUAACACUUUUCGAAGAAAAUUUGAUCGAGAGGAAUAUCUACAGCGUGCUCGCGAGCGCGAAUUAAAGGAGGCGGAGGGUCGGAAGAAAUCGAAAUCAAGUGGCCCACCAGUGCAAAGAAAACCAUUGAAGCACAGGGAUUAUGAAGUGGACCUUGAAUCACGCCUGGGAAAGACUCAGGUUGUGACUCCAAUUGCGCCCCUCAGUCAGCAGGCUGGAUACUACUGCUCAGUUUGUGAAUGCGUAGUGAAAGAUUCUGCAAACUACUUAGAUCAUAUAAAUGGGAAGAAGCAUCAACGAGCUUUGGGCAUGUCUAUGAGGGCUGAAAGAUCAACUUUAGAGCAGGUGCAGAGGCGGUUUGAGGUUCUCAAGAAGAGGAAAGAUACUGGAGGUUUUACAGAACAAGAUUUUGAUGAAAGGAUCCUUAAACAACAACAAGAAGAGGAGGAAAUCAAGCGCCAACGUCGUGAGAAGAAGAAAGAGAAGAAGAGAGAAAAGGCCGCUGAGGAGGAACCUGAAAUCGACCCUGAUGUUGCAGCAAUGAUGGGAUUUGGAGGUUUUCGUUCGUCCAAAAAAUGAUCUAUUGGCUGUUUGUGUUGUAUUCUAUUAUAUUUCUUUAGGUGGUUUUGUUAGCUGACUGCUUUUCCAUUAUUGAUUUGCAGUAAUUUAAGGGUUAAUUUCUANUCUUUAAAGUGUUGCAGAAUGUAUACUCUU